Messenger RNA from Electrophorus electricus (electric eel), 4010 nucleotides. The record is from RefSeq and is a predicted model, not a curated record. Lineage: Eukaryota; Metazoa; Chordata; Actinopteri; Gymnotiformes; Gymnotidae.
GUAAACACUCACACCAGGCGCGGAGCUUUACGCCAUCAAUAGGGGCUUUGAGCAGCUGGUGAAGCCAUUCCUUUGUUUCCUCUGGGCCUCAAUGAUACAUUGUGGGACCUGUGGAUGGAACUUGGUGCUCUCACUGCUGACUUAAAUAAAUGCUCGACUAGAGUCACGACAACCUGACCCAGGACCUGUCUCACCUUCAUAGCUAGCUGAGGGCCUCUGAGCUGGCUUUAGGAGAGUACCAAUGUUUUUGCAUCCACAGAGGGAGGAAGGCAUCUCUCCUUGACCAGAAGAUCAGGUGAGGGAUAGAUGCUACCUGGAGUCUAAGUGGACAGUGUGAUGGAUCUGCGGGGUCGUCCUACGCUUCAUGAGUUGGAACAUCCGGAUUCGGUCGCAAGCCACUCCUUGACUGGCCUGGAUCGCCGUGACCUUCAGGACGUCAACGACGUCAUGGAGCUGGACGUGAGAUGCUGCCCCGAUUGCUGCGGCGGCACGCCCCCGGAAUCAAAAACCAACCCCUUUCCAGUGAUAUACACCUUUCUUCCAUUCAAGUCUUUGGACUGCAAUGUGUUCCUUGACAGUGUGCCGAUCCAGGUGCAGGUGACAGAGGUGGAGCGUUUUACAUCUACCAGGGCAUUAAAUCCCAACCUGUAUACCGUCGAGUUGAACCAUGGGAACUUCACGUGGAAAAUCAAACGACGCUUUAAGCAUUUCCAAGCACUUCAUCAGGAGCUUCUCAAGUUCAAGGCCCUCUUAAAGAUCCCACUGCCACAUCGAAUUCAUUCUGUCCAAAGGAGGUCGAUCAGAAGUCACCAGAGGUUUCAUGGAGGACACAUUCCCAGUCUGCCCCACAGACCUGAUGCUCUGGUCAAGGAAGAACAGCUAAUCAGCAGAAAAAUGCAGCUUGAAGACUAUCUCAAGAAUAUCUUAAAAAAGCCACUAUACAAGAAUCAUCCUGCAACACUUGAGUUCUUAGAAGUGAGUCAGAUAUCGUUUGUCCAGGACCUCGGGCCAAAAGGAAUUGAAGGUUUGAUCCUAAAGAAAUCUGGAGAAAACACGUUCCCAGUCUGUUACUGGUGCGGAUCCAACAGUGUGUGCUAUCGCUGGUCAAAAAGGUGGUUGGUGGUGAAAGACUCCUUUGUUCUCUACAUGAGGCCCAAGGACGGCCAAGUAGGGACAGUGAUUCUCUACGAUAAGGGCUUCCACGUCAAAAUCGGGACCCACGAGACCGGGGUCAGGCAUGGAGUGACAGUCGAAAACCUUUGCAGGGCACUUACCAUUAAGUGCUCCACGUACAGGCAGGCCCGCUGGUGGGGUCACUCCAUCGGCGAGUUUGCCCAAAGGCUCGGGCAAGACUUCCUUGGAGAAAAUCGCCAUGGGUCUUUUGCCCCAAUCAGAGAAAAUACGAAAGUACAAUGGUUUGUCAACGCAGCUGGGUACUUUGAUGCCAUAGCUGAUGCCCUGGAAGGUGCAAAGGAGGAAAUCUUCAUCACAGCCUGGUGGCUGAGUCCAGAGAUCUUUCUGAAGAGACCAGUGGUGGAUGGAAACACUUGGAGAUUAGACCACGUCUUAAAAAGGAAAGCCGAGCAAGGUGUAAAGAUCUGCGUCUUGCUCUACAAAGAGGUGGAAGUUGUCCUGGGCCUCAACAGCGAGUACACCAAGAGGACUCUGACAGGCCUUCACCCCAACAUCAUGGUGAUGCGGCACCCUGACCACGUCCCCUCUGCGGCGCUGCUCUGGGCUCACCAUGAGAAAUCGGUGGUGAUUGAUCAGUCUCUGGCCUUCCUGGGAGGCAUUGACCUGGCCUACGGGAGAUGGGACGACUCCCAGCACAGGCUGACCGACGUGGGCAGUGUGAGGAGAAGCCCUGUGCCCAGCCCUGCUCUGUCCCCCAGCCUCACCAGGUUUAUUCCUGCGGCGACAGAGGAGGACGAGGAGCUGAAGUUCAGCGAGGUGGCGCAGGAGGAACCGCCUGGAGGAGAGAGGGAGAUCACAGAUGGGGCAGGAGAGCCCAGCCCAGUGGUGGAGCAGGGAGAGGCCCACUCCGAGUUAGCGUACCCCACCGGACCCCAUCCUGUGGCAUCGGAGGACAGCAGUGCGUGCAGCUCUGAAGAUGCAGAGGCCAAGCACUGUAGCAGUAGGAACAGUCUGAGCUCCAGAACACUGCCAACUCGAGAGUGGUACAAUAAGGGUCUGUCACUGCGCUCCACUGACGCCUACUCACUGGGCUUGCACCAUUCCCUGACCCUUCCUCAUGACACCGGCUCCCUCAGGACUCAGAUAAGCAGUGUGGAGCUGUGUGGUGAGACCCGCUUCUGGCAUGGCAAAGAUUACUGCAACUUCAUCCUCAAAGACUGGGUCAAGCUCAACAAGCCGUUUGAUGACUUCAUUGAUAGGUAUAAGACUCCCAGAAUGCCCUGGCAUGACGUUGGCGUCGUGGUUCAGGGGACAGCCGCAAGAGACGUCGCCAGACAUUUUAUCCAGAGGUGGAACUUCACAAAGUUGGUGAAAAAGCGGUCGGGGGCAACAUGUUAUCCCUGCCUCGUGCCCAGGUCGCCAUCGGCGCCCAGCCUGCCGUCGGAGCCGCGGGGGGCACUCACACAGGCCGGCGUUCAGGUGUUGAGGUCUGUGUGUCAGUGGUCCAUAGGCACGAAGGUGCAUGAGGAGUCCAUUCAUCUGGCCUACGUCUCAGCCAUCCGGAACAGCAAACACUUCAUCUACAUAGAGAACCAGUUUUUCAUCAGCUGUGCUGGGAAGACCAUCCGCAACAACAUCGGGGACGCUCUGACCGAGAGGAUCCUUCGAGCAUACAGGGAGAGGACGAGGUUCCGCGUGUACGUGGUGAUGCCCCUGCUGCCUGGCUUUGAGGGCGACAUCUCCUCUGGAGGGGGCCAAGCCAUCAAGGCAAUCAUGUUCUUUAAUUACAGGACGAUGUGCAGAGGGGAGCACUCCAUCAUCGAGAGACUCAAACGUGUGAUGGGUGACUGCUGGAUCAACUAUAUUUCGUUCAGUGGUCUCCGCACCCAUGCUGAUCUGGAUGGGCGCCUGGUCACCGAGCUCAUCUAUGUGCACAGCAAGCUCAUGAUAGUGGAUGACUGCAUUGUCAUCAUUGGUUCGGCGAACGUCAAUGACAGGAGCAUGCUGGGUAAACGGGACAGCGAGCUGGCGGUGGUGGUGGAGGACACGGAGCGCCGGGCUUCCCGCAUGGACGGACAGGCCUACCAGGCCGGCCGUUUCGCCCUGUCUCUGCGCGUCGAGUGCUUCAGGCUCGUGCUGGGACUACCGGGGGACUGCAGCGCGGGCAUCCGCGAUCCCGUCAGUGACCGGUUCUACAAGGAGGUGUGGACGGCGACGGCAGCGAGGAACGCCAGUGUUUACGACAAGGUGUUCCGCUGCCUGCCCACGGACGCCGUGCGGAGCUACAAGACCCUGCGCGACUACACGUCCCGCUCCUGCAUGGCCACCGACGACCCCAUCCAAGCCUGCGCCGAGCUCAGGAAGGUGUGCGGCUUCCUGGUCCAGUUCCCUUUCCACUUCCUGUGUGAGGAAAACCUCUUCCCGUCGCUGAACUCCAAAGAGGGCAUCAUGCCCGUGGAGCUGUGGACGUAGCCCCGCCGGAAACGGAGUCGCUUACCCGUCUGUGGCCCUCAGAAAGGAGCGAUUACAUAAUGUACAAAGGGCUCUUUUAUAUGUGCUCGCCUAACACGAGUUUAACUGUCAAUGGAAGUUAAAUAGGGGGGAGAAAUCUGUUUAUUCAUUCGUCGUAAAGACAAAAGAUUAACAUGUGGGGAAUAGAAAUGUAAACUACCUCUAAGAGAGCGUGCCUGAGCACUUAAGUACUUCACACCUGUCAGUCGUUUUUUCCCUCAACCUUCUUUUCUGAUUAAUGAAUCCUGUACGAGAAAUCCCGCAAAUAAUCAACAUCCAGAGAAGAUUAAUUUCAAGAAAUAAAUGCACCAAAGUUACUGAAAAAAACUAACAUAGUGACCAUGAAUAAAUAUGUUUAUAAUAAA